Molecule: messenger RNA, 1242 nt
Organism: Insectozyma verbasci
Lineage: Eukaryota; Fungi; Ascomycota; Pichiomycetes; Serinales; Debaryomycetaceae
Source: the annotation of a GenBank genome assembly
AUGCCCGAAGAAUCAAUUAAAAUAGAAGAUUUAAAGUUGGAAGAGAAACCACAAGAAAUCGACGAUGAGGAAAUAAAUGGAGAGGAAGCUAAUGAAGAAUCAACAACCUCCUCAACAGAUAAGAAAAAGAAGAAGAAGAAAAAUAAUAAGAAAAAAAAAUUGGUAUCAAUCGAUCAAUCUUACCCCGAUGGUAUAUUCCCAGAAGGUGAAUGGAUGGAAUAUCCAUUAGAAAUUAAUUCAUAUCGUACAACAUCCGAAGAAAAAAGAUAUUUGGAUCGUCAAAUGAAUAAUAAAUGGGAAGAUUUUAGAAAAGGAGCUGAAAUUCAUAGAAGAGUACGUAAAAAAGCUCAAAGUUCUAUCAAACCAGGGAUGAAAAUGACUGAGAUUGCAGAUUUAAUUGAAAAUUCAAUACGUACAUAUUCAAAUAAUGAUCAUCCUUAUAAACAAGGUAUUGGGUUCCCUACUGGUUUAUCAUUAAAUCAUGUUGCUGCUCAUUAUACACCAAAUACAGGUGACAAACUAGUAUUAGGUAAAGAUGAUAUAAUGAAAGUUGAUAUUGGAGUGCACGUUAAUGGUAGAAUUUGUGAUGCAGCAUUUACAAUGACAUUUAAUGAAGAUGGUAAAUAUGAUAAAAUUAUGGAGGCAGUUAAAGAAGCUACCUAUACAGGUAUAAAAGAAGCAGGUAUAGAUGUUAGAUUAAAUGAUAUUGGAGCUGCUGUUCAAGAAGUUAUGGAAAGUUAUGAAAUGGAAGAAAAUGGAAAAAUAUUACCAAUUAAAUGUAUUAAAAAUUUAAAUGGUCAUAAUAUUGGUGAUUAUAUUAUACAUUCAGGAAAGACAGUACCGAUUAUUGCAAAUGGAGAUAUGACAAAGAUGGAAGAAGGUGAAACUUUUGCAAUUGAAACAUUUGGAUCAACAGGUAAUGGUUAUGUUUUACCAGAAGGUGAAGUAUCACAUUAUGCAAUGAAUUCAAAUAUCGAUGAUAUAAAAGUACCUGAAAGAGCUAAAUCAUUAUUAAAUACAAUUAAAUCAACAUUUGGAACAUUACCAUGGUGUAGAAGAUAUUUAGAAAAAACAGGAGAAGAAAAAUAUUUAUUUGCAUUAAAUCAAUUAGUUAGAGCAGGAAUAGUUGAAGAUUAUCCACCAAUUGUUGAUAAAAAAGGAAGUUAUACAGCACAAUAUGAACAUACAAUAUUAUUACAUCCACAUAAAAAAGAAGUUGUUACAAAAGGUGAUGAUUAUUAA